Durusdinium trenchii is the source of this 2071-nucleotide messenger RNA. The record is from the annotation of a GenBank genome assembly. Lineage: Eukaryota; Dinophyceae; Suessiales; Symbiodiniaceae.
CAUACACCAUCUUAAUAUCCUUGGGGACGGAACACAGCAACGAUGAAAGCGCCUCCGAGAGCGUCGCCGAACACCUCAAGUUUCGGCGAACUGUACCUGCAGUACCAUGACAUCAUCGGAGUGGCCAUGCCCAUUUUCCUUUUCUUCGGUCUUCUUAUUAUGUCCUGCUUCCAGAAGAAGAGUGCAAAAAUGCCAGGCCCAUAUAGGGAUCGUGACUUUCUUCAUCAGCAAGAUUUGGUCGAUUCCGAGAUCCGAAGACACCAUUUGGACUUCAAUGAGCACCUCCACAGCCGUUUUGAGGGACAGCGCUUUCUCCAGGUGAAAGGAGAGUAUGGCUGCUACAUUGCCUUCAACUACACCACAUGUAAGGAGGCCUUUUGGCAGGAAAUCUUUCGGCCAAGCUGCGUGUCAUGUCCAACCGUAAGCCCAUCAAAGGCUUGGUUGAUGCAGGUGCUGGUCCCUAUGUUGGUGCGGAGCGGCGUUCUGGGCAUUGGUUCUGGCUGCGUGAUGAAUGACCACUCAUCCUUUAGCUCCAAUCCUUUUCCAGAUGGCCGCUUGGUGGCGCUGAACACAAUGUCAAAGGCAGAUCACACCCGGGUGCUACGCUAUGUGCACAAGCACUACACGCAGGAUGCUUUGGAAGAUCUGCGCGGUCAUAUCCAAGAGGUCAUCCAGCAAUGCACAGCUGAUUUGGCUUCUGGAAAGGUUGAUGGUGUUCAAUGGGCAAAGCGAAUACACAUGUCUGGAACUCUAGCACGCUUGGGAGUCAAGCUUGGGUGGGAGAAGAUCGAUGAGAUCGUGAUGUUGAACGACGCAAUGGUGGCCUUGGUGGCUCCCCUUGGAGGAGUUGGAUUGCCCAAUGAAACACUGCCCUGGACCUGGUUGCUACAACUUGCUUUAGGCCUGAUCGCAAGCAUUCCUUCGAUGUUGCAGAUGGUUUGCAAGCUUGGUAUGCGUUGCUCCUGGCAGAUAAUCAGGCCUGAUGUCACGAUCCUGAACCCACCGCGAAAACCAAGAAUGGGCUUGUGGUGGAGGCCAGGGCUCCUCCCGCUAGUCCCAAGGUAUUUCAUGCUGCUGCACACACUUUUAGAGGAUUCAGACAAGGGCCUUCUCUUGGGCUUGCGAGAGGGUGUUUCUUCUGGAGACCUAAGUUUGGCCGAGUCCCUGACAUUAAUGGUACAGCUGAUGGUGAACAUGACAUCAGCCAAUGCAUUGAGUUCGUUGCUCUUUCGCCUUGCGACAGAGACGGAUUCAGCGCAGGAGGUCUUCGCAAAUUUCCCUGCCAGCGGUGAUGCCUUCAUACAGGAAGUUCUGCGAUUGGAUGCUCCCUUGCAAAGAAAUCCUCGAAGAUGUGUCAGCAUCGGCAAGAAGUGGCAGGAUGCUGGUCUAAAAGAAGGGAAUCAGGUCUUGCUGUUCCUUGGUGCGGCCAACAUGGACCCUGCUGUAUUCCGCAGCCCAGCAGACUUCAGGAUUGAUCGGGCAGACGAGUCGCCUGCGCUCACCUUUGGCAGCGGGAUGCACUAUUGCUUGGGGAGCAACCUGGUGAAGCUGGAGAUGCGACUGGCGCUGGAACAUCUUACCAGCAGCUACAAAUCAAUUGCGCUGGAUGGUCACUACCAGCGGAUUGCAGAUGUCGACGUUGGGAACUGGGGAUUCUGUCAUUUGCCAAUCCGCUUGAAGUGACUCGUGGGCAAAAGCCGAGCGUUGGAGCUGAAGCUCAUGAAACGGUGUCCCAGUGUGCAGAAAAAGGCUGCAGCCGAGGAACAGGUCUAUGAUCAACCAUGCAAGUUCAUACCUAGCACGCCGGAUGCACAGUGUACCAUGCAAAGCAUGACACAGAUUGAUGCCCUUGCAAACACUGGAAAUGGGAGCAAAGACGGGCUGAACUGGACAUUCUUGAGCUACAGCAAGAAUCUUUGGCAACUGUUUGUUGAUCUAGUCACACCCUCCUUGACUCCGUGAUCACUGUCACAAAUCCAGUUACGCUCUUGAGGAAGAUUCUCUCAGGCAACAUGCAGAGAAACAAGGAGAGUCAACCAGCAUAAUGAGAAACUGCAAACACAGAACUGAG